CUGUGUUGGCCAUCCACCCGUCACCAUUUCGAAGCUCCACCUGGUCGAGAAGUGGGGGGUCGGCCCCGUGCUUAGGCCCCGGCGACCCGCUCUACUCGCACCGCCGCCGCCACCAGCCGCCCUGCGAAGGGCAAGCAGUGGGGAUGGCGGGAAUAAAACCGAACUCGGUAGCCGUUGGUACGGCAGCCGUGAUGAUUUGGUGGUGAAGCAUUCUUCAUCUUCUCUUGCUCUUCCUUUGUCCAGGUCCCUGCCGAAGCUGCAUGGCGAAGAUGGAGGAGGUGGUGGAAACAGCGAAGGAGGAGGAGCACAGAUGCUGUCCCUGCCGCCUCUGUGCAAUUUCGAGCCCAUACCGCAUGAUCAUGAUUACUGCGAGCGGGUCGUGAUCAACGUGAGCGGGCUCCGGUUCGAGACGCAGCUCCGGACGCUGAACCAGUUCCCGGACACCCUGCUGGGGGACCCGGCUCGGCGUAUCCGGUACUUCGACCCACUGCGCAACGAAUAUUUUUUCGACCGGAACCGGCCUUCCUUCGACGCCAUCCUCUACUAUUAUCAGAGCGGGGGCCGCCUUCGGAGGCCUGUGAACGUGCCGCUGGAUGUGUUCGCCGAGGAGAUCAAGUUCUACGAGCUAGGCGAGAUGGCUUUCAACAAGUUCCGCGAAGACGAGGGGUUCAUCAAAGAGGAGGAGAGACCCUUGCCAAAGCACGAGCUGAAACGCAAGCUCUGGCUUCUAUUCGAGUACCCCGAGAGCUCACAGGGAGCUCGUGUGAUCGCCAUCGUGUCCGUGGUAGUGAUUCUAUUGUCAAUCUUCAUUUUCUGCCUGGAGACGCUACCUGAGUUCAAGCAUUACCGCCUCUUCAACACCACCAAUAACAUGACGCGAGUGAUAGAGGACGAGGUGCCCCGCACCACGGACCCAUUCUUUAUCAUUGAGACGUGCUGUAUCAUUUGGUUCACGUUUGAAUUGCUCGUCAGGUUCCUAGCAUGUCCCUCCAAAAUGUCGUUCUGCAGGGACGCCAUGAACAGCAUCGACCUGAUGGCCAUCAUCCCUUACUUCAUCACUCUGGCCACAGUGGUGUCCGGCCAGCGGCCACAAGAAAGGCCCAUCAAUGAGAGGGGCAAUAACCAGGCCAUGUCGCUGGCCAUUCUCAGGGUUAUCCGUCUGGUGCGAGUGUUCCGGAUCUUCAAACUGUCCCGGCACUCCAAAGGACUGCAGAUUUUGGGUCGGACUCUCAAGGCCAGUAUGCGGGAGCUCGGCCUGCUCAUUUUCUUCCUUUUCAUCGGCGUCAUUCUCUUUUCGAGCGCAGUGUAUUACGCCGAGGCGGACUCAGAGCGCUCCUUCUUCAAGAGCAUCCCUGACGCGUUCUGGUGGGCUGUAGUCACCAUGACGACUGUCGGAUAUGGGGACAUGCGACCCGUCGGGGUCUGGGGCAAGCUGGUGGGCUCGUUGUGCGCUAUCGCCGGCGUGCUCACCAUCGCCCUACCAGUGCCCGUCAUAGUCUCCAACUUCAACUACUUCUACCACCGUGAGACGGACCAGGAGGAGAUGCAGUCACAGAAUUUCAACCAUGUUACAAGCUGCCCGUACUUGCCAGGUACGGUGGGCGCCAAGCUCAAGCGCGACUCUGUCAGCGAGUCCGCCUCAGACAUCAUGGAACUGGAGGAAGGCAUGCUGCUUAGCGUCGAGAAUCACCACCACCACCAAAUGCUCGGCAACUACCACCAGCAGCUGCAGAAAAAGCCCAACUGCAACCCCCUCCACAACAACAAUGUGAAUGCCGUCUCCAUUGAAACCGAUGUUUGAAGUAGUGCUUGGUUGGCAGCUGCGCAAAUGUCCUCCUACAGAGCAGCCUUUAUAUACACGUAUCCUUUUUACGUUGUUUCGUUAAGUAAUGAUCUUCGUUUAACCAAG
Messenger RNA from Stegodyphus dumicola, 1909 nucleotides. RefSeq names its product potassium voltage-gated channel protein Shaker-like. Lineage: Eukaryota; Metazoa; Arthropoda; Arachnida; Araneae; Eresidae. Gene Ontology annotation, biological process: potassium ion transmembrane transport; protein homooligomerization; action potential. The record is from RefSeq and is a predicted model, not a curated record. Gene Ontology annotation, cellular component: membrane; voltage-gated potassium channel complex. Gene Ontology annotation, molecular function: delayed rectifier potassium channel activity; protein binding.